UAAAAAUUAAAACCCUCUUUAGAGAGUUGAAAUAUUUCCCUCUCUAAUUCUUCGUUCCAAUUUGCUCGUCCUACCAGACUCUUCCCUUUUGGCCUUUCAGCCCAGAUCAUGAAAAACAGGCAAACCCUCAGCAAAUCUCAAAUGAAACCAGAGAAAGCAUUUUGAUCUCGCUGCUUUUGUUUAUGUACUGUAAAGUGGUCGACAGAUUACGGAGGAAGGAGACAAAAGGGACAUCGCACUAAUACUUUUUUCAUAACUGACGUUCCUUCCUUCUCUCCUCUACUUUUGGUACCCAUGUCGUUUUUCUGAAUGUAAUUUGUGGAGUCCCGUGAUUUUCAAUAACCAUGACAUAUUUGGAUAUUUACGGCUUGAAAUCUGGUCCAUCCCUUCCGAACAUCUCCCUCUCUGGCUCGUUUUUGACUUGGGCAGUUCUCUUUUAUUGUGUACUCUUUUUCUGUGAAGCUGUAGUACUAUUUCGUCGUUUGGUCUGGAGAUUUUUGGUGGGUAUUUGAUAGUAUCCUUUCUUUAGUAGAAAUUCAUAGUGUAGCACAUUUUGUCUGGGCUGAUUCAUUAGCUGAGGCUGUUGGUAGUUUUUUUUGAGUUUAUUUAGCUCAAUUCUCACAUGGGUUCAUCUCAAAUACCUAAUUUAUCUUAGUACUCAUCAAAUAUUCGUUUAAUUCCCCUAGAAACACCUUGAUUCCUCACUGAGGUGUUAAAUGUUUGUGUUGAGCUGUGAAAAUGGUGAACCAUAGGAAUGGUGAUAGCAUCAUUAAUCAGGCAGAUGGGAGAAAGAACCUAUCAACCAUCUCUAGAAGUGGUGGUGGAGCUACCAGAUCGUGGGGCCCCACUAUUUCCGGCCAAUCUGUGUCGACUAGCGGCAGCUUGGGGUCCCCCUCGAGCUGGAGUGAGGCUGCCAUAGUAACACCAGCUAGUGAUAGCACAUUUGUUCGGUUAAACAAUCUCGAAAUUCAAGGGGAUGAUGCAGGGUCUCAGGAGCCUGCUGGGAAGAAGAAGAAGAAAGGCCAAUGUGCAGUUGGAGGUGAUAAAAGUGGUCGAGGGCUUCGCCAGUUUAGCAUGAAAGUUUGCGAGAAAGUGGAAAGCAAAGGGAGAACUACAUAUAAUGAGGUGGCAGAUGAACCUGUUGCUGAAUUUACAGAUCCCAACAAUAAUGUUGCAACACCAGACCAGCAACAAUAUGAUGAGAAGAAUAUACGUCGAAGAGUAUAUGAUGCUCUCAACGUGCUAAUGGCAAUGGAUAUAAUUUCUAAAGAUAGAAAGGAAAUUCAGUGGAAGGGUCUGCCUAGGACGAGCUUGAGUGACAUUGACGAAUUAAAGGCUAGACUUCUUUAUCUCCUUUUAAUUGCAAAGAAAGCUGCAUAUCUUGACGAGCUGGAGGAACAAUACACUGGUCUUCAGAACCUCAUACAACGUAAUGAGCAACUGUAUGGUUUGGGAAGUGCCCCAAGUGGUGGAGUGGCCUUACCGUUUAUUUUGGUUCAGACUCGUCCUCAUGCAACCGUGGAGGUUGAAAUAUCAGAAGACAUGCAGCUUGUGCAUUUCGAUUUUAAUAGCACCCCAUUUGAGCUACACGACGAUAAUUAUGUUCUUAAGGCAAUGAAUUCCUGCAAGAAAACACCGGCAAAUAAUAUCCGUAAUGAUGGAGGAGAAAAUUCGAGAAGGGCCAAUUUGUACCGAAAAUAUCCACAAACAUCCCAUCAUCAGAGAACAAACUUAUCCGGAUAUUGAACGCGCACGAGCAUUAGAAUGUUCGUGUCGUGUCAGUGAAGAAAAACCGUGAAUUUUCUCAUCAAAUCUGUAUAUUUUUUUGUAAAAUGCUGAACAAGAUCAGUUUUUUUUUUCACCUCAAGUAAUGUUUUGUUGUUUUGAUCUAGCAGUUAUCAUAAAGAUUACAUGGUCUUUCAACUGGUUCUGUUUGGCAGGAAACUCAAGUGACUUUUAAGUUAAUGAGGUUAGUAUUGGGACUAACAGUAACAUCAUGUUGGGUUCAUGUUCAUAAUUAGUCUGAAUCUGAAUUAACAUUUGGGCCCAGCUUGUAUGAAGUUUGAUUGUACAGUUGGGCGUUUUCCGGGCCCAUACUGUGUAAACGGUGUUGUUUACUUCAUGUAUUGGGCCGUGAUAAACUGUAAACU
Molecule: messenger RNA, 2150 nt
Organism: Striga asiatica
Lineage: Eukaryota; Viridiplantae; Streptophyta; Magnoliopsida; Lamiales; Orobanchaceae
Source: the annotation of a GenBank genome assembly